AUGCCAAAACAUUACUGUGACUACUGUGAUGUCUUUCUGACUCACGAUUCCGCCUCUGUGCGAAAGGCGCACAACAGUGGAAGGAACCACCUUGCAAAUGUUCGAGACUACUACGCGUCACUUGGACAUGACAAGGCACAAAAUAUUAUUGAUCAAAUCACUUCUGCUUACGAGUCUGGUGGCGGACCGCCCCCAGGUGGUUUCGGUUUCGGUCCUCAGCAUCUUGGUGGCCCUGUGCCAGGUUUUGGUCCACCCAUGGGAUUCGGUGGGCCUCCACCUGGAUUCCCUCGUCCACCCUUCCCCCCAGGUGGUAUGAUGGGUCCUCCUGGUGCCUUGCCACCAUUCCCUCCAAAUGUACCCCCAGGCGCCCCACCAUUUCCACCUAACGGAGCACCGGGGAGUUUCCCACCAUUCCCGCCUAACGGUGUGGCGGGGGCCGCCAUGCCGCCGUUUCCUCCUAACGGUGUACCUGCUGGAGUCCCUCCGUUCCCGCCUAAUGAUAGCAACGCAAGUAGUUCUUUUACUCAAGCUCCGCCCUCAGGGCCGCCAAGUAGUGGACCAAGCAUUCAUCCAGAUCGAUUGAGGAUGAUGGGCGGUGGCGGAAGGUAA
This is a messenger RNA of Guyanagaster necrorhizus, 609 nucleotides long. RefSeq names its product zf-U1-domain-containing protein. NCBI's taxonomy places the organism in Eukaryota, Fungi, Basidiomycota, Agaricomycetes, Agaricales, Physalacriaceae. The transcript has 6 exons. Gene Ontology annotation, cellular component: U1 snRNP; nucleus. Gene Ontology annotation, biological process: spliceosomal snRNP assembly; mRNA splicing, via spliceosome; mRNA 5'-splice site recognition. Bases 1 to 609 code for a protein of 202 amino acids. The record is from RefSeq and is a predicted model, not a curated record. Gene Ontology annotation, molecular function: pre-mRNA 5'-splice site binding; zinc ion binding.